Molecule: messenger RNA, 1448 nt
Organism: Oncorhynchus kisutch (coho salmon)
Lineage: Eukaryota; Metazoa; Chordata; Actinopteri; Salmoniformes; Salmonidae
Gene: lypla1
Product: lysophospholipase 1
Exons: 9
Coding region: 255-944 (229 amino acids)
Biological process (GO): protein depalmitoylation
Cellular component (GO): cytoplasm
Molecular function (GO): carboxylic ester hydrolase activity; palmitoyl-(protein) hydrolase activity
Source: RefSeq, a predicted model, not a curated record
UUUCACAGACUUUUAGACCAUCUGUAUUUUCUACGAAUUGAAUGGAUUAGUACAUUGUCCUAAUCACCUGGUUUACCAGUUAAUGAAUUCUUACUGCGCUCUCUCGUUGCCAAACUGAUGCCCGCGAGUACGAAAACAUACUGUUCCCGCAACUAUCGCAUGUAAUAACAAGGGCGAUACAAAUUUAAGGUUUUCGUUUCAUCCAAGGAUACAUUGUAAAUUCUCUUGGAGAAUACCAGCUGCCUGUACGUUGUAUGUGCGGUAAUAGUAUGUCAGUGCCCUUGCCUGCUAUUGUACCUGCCGCUCGGAAAGCCACUGCAGCGGUGAUAUUUCUUCAUGGCCUAGGUGACACUGGCCAUGGCUGGGCAGAGGCCUUUGCUGGGAUCCGGACACCACAUGUGAAAUACAUCUGUCCUCACGCUCCAAUCAAGCCUGUUACAUUAAACAUGGGGAUGUCCAUGCCCUCCUGGUUUGACAUCAUCGGAUUGCAAACAGAUGCAGAGGAAGACGAAGCUGGUAUUAAACAGGCUUCAGAGAAUAUUAAAGCACUGAUAGAUCAAGAAGUGAAGAAUGGAAUACCAUCACACAGAAUUGUUCUUGGUGGAUUUUCUCAGGGUGGAGCGUUGUCUCUGUACACAGCUCUCACAACCCAACAGAAGCUGGGGGGAGUGGUUGCCCUCAGCUGCUGGCUCCCUCUACGGAAUUCCUUCCCCCAGGCAUCGAGAAACUCUGCCAACAAUGAGAUGCAUGUCCUGCAGUGCCAUGGCGAGGCGGACCCUCUGGUGCCCGUAAUGUUUGGAUGUCUCACUGUAGAGAAGCUAAAGACCCUCUGCAAUCCAUCCAACAUCAUCUUCAAGACCUAUCCCAGAAUGCCACACAGUGCCUGCCCUGAGGAAAUGAUGGAUAUCAAGCAGUUUAUUGAAAAGCAGCUUCCUCCAAUCUAACAGUUAGACCCACACACCCACCACCAUCAGAGCUCAUCGAAGGUGACACCUGUGACGCUCCAUAGACUGUCUGAACCACAGACCUCACUCAAUAGAACCUGCUAACUCUGGCUGUCAGAGACAGAGUCCGAGACAGGCCCUAGGGCUAGAGACAAGCUGGGGUGAGGGACAUCAUAACUAAAACUAUUGUAUUUUCUGCUGGAGCCAGGUGGAAUCCUCAGUAUUUGAAUCGUUAAUGUUGUCAGUUGCCAGUAGUGUAGCUGUUUGCUAUUGGGAUGCCAUCUUUCCCAGGGAAUACAUGUGUUGGGAGUAUCUUAGAUUGUAUGGUUUGAAAAUAUGAUUCUUAAUAUGUUGAUUUGUAACAAAUAACUUAAUGAAUGUAUAAAAGCCUGAUAUAAUGCAAGAGUAAAAUAAGAAUAUGGCAUAAAAGUAUUGUGCUUUCAUAGAUUUGUAAGAAUUGGAAGCAAUGUUCUGUCAAUUCAAUACACAAAUACCAUAUAUGAA